Molecule: messenger RNA, 1669 nt
Organism: Sphaeroforma arctica JP610
Lineage: Eukaryota; Ichthyosporea; Ichthyophonida
Exons: 8
Coding region: 195-1187 (330 amino acids)
Cellular component (GO): nucleus
Molecular function (GO): histone binding
Source: RefSeq, a predicted model, not a curated record
AAUAAAUACAAAAUUAUAUAUAUACAGCUAUAUCCUCACAGUCGUAGCUAUUCUGCAGUGUCGUAGACAGAGCUUUCGCUAACCGCUAGAGCGCUAUUAUAUCUCUUUGAAGGUUGUAUAGAUUAUCUUUCUGGUAAUUGUCAGGUCUAUACAAAACACAAACGCAGACAAUAACAAAGGUAUAUCGGUCAAAAAUGGAGGACCGGAUCAAGCAGGAACUUCGCGGGAAGGCACCGUCUGAGAUCACAGAGCUAAAUUUGGACGGCGUCCGAAGUAACGCGGUCUCGGGCUUGACGGAUAAAUUCUCGUCACUUAAAUCACUGUCCUUAAAUAGUUGCUACCUGACAAGUCUUGAUGCGCUCCCUCAUUUACCAGAACUUACGAAGCUCAUACUCAGCGACAACCGGAUAUCUGGAGGCUUGGAUGUGUUGGUAACAAAUUGCCCGAAACUUGCGCGCUUACAACUCAGUGGGAACAGGAUAAAGUCGAUCGAGUCACUAUUAGCAUUGAAGGAACACCCGAGCUUAAAAAGUCUGGACUUAGAAGGGAACGCCCUUGCGAAUGAGGAUGACUACAAAAUUACUGUUUUCGGCUACUUACCGAAUCUGGAAUCAUUAGACGGCUAUGACGCGCAAGAUAAUGAGUGUGAAAAUGAUAGCGACGAUGACGAUGAAGGGGACGAGAACGAUGAAGAAGAGGGCGGUGAUGACGAUGAAGAUGAUAUCGAAGGUGAUAACGACGACGACGACGACGAGAACGCCCAAUACGAUGAGAACGAUGAUGAAGACAAUGAGGGUGAUGAUCAAAGGCAAGCAACUGGUGAAAGGCCGGACGACAACGAUGAAGAUGAUGAAGAUGACGAGGAUGAAGAUGAUGACGAUGAUGGAGACGAGGACGAAGGAGCACCCAAACCCAGUACUGAAGAAGUUCCCGAAGGCAGUGGCGAUGAUAAUGACGACGACGAUGGUGAGGAUGACAAUGACGACGAAAACGAGGGUGACGAUGAUGAUGAUGAUGUUAACGACGAUGAUGUUAACGAUGAUGAUGAUGUUAACGAUGAUGAUGAUGUUAACGAUGAUGAUGAUGAUGUUAACGAUGAUGAUGAUGAUGUUAACGAUGAUGAUGAUGAUGAUGCCAGGGCAGAUGAUGAUGACGGUCCUGAUCCUAAGCGUCCUAGGCUGGAUUAGUAUAAGUAAGCAUUCGAUUAUAAAAAUACAAGCUUAGCUUGCACGACGAAGUCAGUAUGGAACUUGAAUUCGUGUCACCGAAGUCUACGCACUGGAACACCGCGUCAAAAAUAUACUAGGCCAACGAUCAUCCUGGCGACCAUAGACCGGAUUCUUUUGUGUCGCAAUCGUCUGUCUGGCUGAACAUCAUGGAGAAAUCAAGACAUAUACACCAGGACAAACAGGGCACUAUGCUAACAAAUGAAAGCACGAGGUAAACCUAUGUUGGAAUGAAUUAUCUGACAUUUGAUUCCUGCACAGAUGAUAGAACAGUAUCCAAUAAAGGAGCUAAGCAACUGUUAUUUAGAAUCGCUAUUUCGUGGAGGCCAUAGGUAGAUGCUAUUGUACACAUAAUUUUACAAUACUGCGCUUCGGAAUGCGGUUAUUGUACUUUUGGGCUGCACAUUUAGUGGCUUGAUAUUAAAAUAAACCUUGAUUUUAGC